UGACUUAUCAUGGAUACUCUGAUGGGUAUAGAUCAAGCUGAAAUGAAAUUGAUAAAUGACACUGGAUUGCCUGUUUGUGGGACUGAUUCAAGCCUUCCUUUGGAGGGACCAGGAGCUCAACCCUAUCAGAGUUCAGGUUGUAAUAGGUCUGCUGUUGAACUGGACCAAAGUCCACCUUUGCUGGUUGAUGCAUGGCUGGUUCCUCUCUUUUUUGCCCUCAUCAUGUUAGUGGGGCUGGUGGGAAACUCUUUGGUUAUUCAUGUGAUUACCAAACACAGGCAGAUGAGGACCGUCACUAACUUUUACAUAGCAAACUUAGCCACCACGGACAUAAUUUUCCUUGUCUGCUGUGUGCCUUUCACUGCCACACUCUAUCCUCUGCCUAGCUGGGUCUUUGGAGACUUCAUGUGCAGAAUCGUCAACUACCUGCAACAGGUGACAGCACAAGCAACCUGCAUCACCCUAACAGCCAUGAGCGUGGACCGCUGCUAUGCCACUGUCUACCCACUACAGUCACUGCGGCAUCGUACUCCCAGAGUGGCUAUGGCAGUCAGCGUUGGCAUCUGGAUAGGUUCCUUUGUUCUGUCUGUUCCUGUUGCUGCAUAUCAGACGCUAGACACAGGAUACUGGUAUGGACCUCAGACAUACUGCAUCGAGGCGUUCCCUUCAGUGUACCACCAGAAGACGUUCAUUCUCUACACCUUUUUGAUUGUGUAUCUUCUGCCACUUGUUACAAUUUGUGUUUGCUAUGCAUUCAUGCUGAAAAGAAUGAGCAGACCAGUGGUUGAACCAUCAGAUAACAACUACCAGGUCCAGCUUUUAGCAGAAAGAUCUGAGGCUAUACGCACCAAGAUUUCCAAGAUGGUGGUGGUGAUUGUCGUGCUCUUUACAAUCUGCUGGGGUCCCAUUCAAUUCUUCAUCCUCUUUCAGGCUUUCGACUCCAACUUUCAGAAGAAUUAUGAGACGUACAAGAUCAAAAUUUGGGCCCACUGCAUGUCCUACUCCAACUCAUCUGUCAACCCCAUUGUGUAUGCUUUCAUGGGGGCCAACUUCAGAAAGUCUUUUAAAAAGGCAUUUCCUUUUAUCUUCAAACAGAGAGUUGGCACCACAGGGGGAGCUGUUGUGAACACUGAAAUGCACCUUGUUUCAUCUGGAACAUAAACACAAGGCCUGAUGGAGGUUUUAUAAAUUUAGCAACAACAAAAGAAAAAUCUUUGCAUCUAAAGAUUACCUCCUCCACUCACCGUAAAUGUAUAUUGAGAAUGCAAAGAGCUACAGCUAAUCUCAAAAGAGUAGAGCAUUGAUUUGAUUCAUUAUGUUGUAACUCAUUUUAGACAUUAAUGUAAAGUUAGUUUUUUGAUCGAUAUAGUCCCUACGAAGUCUAAAUAAUAUCACUCCUUGGUUGGUAAUAUUUGUUCACUGUGAUGGAUAAACAUGCUUUUUAUUAAGUAUAGUUGGGUGGUUACAUUUGAUAUAUACAAAUGUUCAAAAUGUUUAGAACCAAAAUGAAUACAUGAUGGGAAACACUGAUAACCCUUGUUUUGUACUGGGUUGUGCUGUAAAAAUAUUGUUAAAUAUUCAUUUAAAGUACUCUUUUUAAAUGUUUGUUAGUUAAAACUGAUUUAAUUUCCUUAUCUUUAAUAACAUAGCGAUCUCGGUUAACGCAGGCAGGCGCAUCACACAGGGCGAGGCAAUCCACACACAGUCGGAGGGCGGUGGCGAACCCAGGACCUCUCGCACUAAAGCAUAGCACCAAUACCGCUGUAUCGGGUCCUUUGCAAGCAGCGUAUAUCAGGCUUAUGUCUUUGUGUGUAUGUCACCUACCAGCCCUGCUGCUGCCUUCCCCCGUGCACGCUACACUAUGAUCAAACAUGUAACUGGAAGCUAAUAACAAUAGAACCGGUAUUUAUAGUAGUAAAAUAAACAGAAUUUUAUUGUAAAUUAUAUUAUUAGAAAGGAUGACAAUACAAUGACAUAAUAACAUAAUCCUACUUUAUUAAUGUGAUCAGGAUUUGACAAGUGCUGUUUGAAAUGAAUUAUUGUUAAACUGCAAUAUUGAUACACAAUUACAGCAAUGAGGGUAAUGCAAUCCUCUCAGUUAAUGAGCUAUAUAAAAACAAUCCGAUACUUUAAUAACCAUGCAAUAAAACUGUGAACAGAAUAAAUCUAUAGAAGACCUAAACCAUGGAUCUGUGUUCUCUUUCUUAGAUUUUAAAUUCAAGUCCACAUUGAUCUAAACAGCUAUUUGUGAGUACAGUAUAUGGAUUGGUUUCCAAUUGAUACUACAUGCUGUUUAAGAGGACUUGACUGUAGCAUGUCAACUGUGUGAUAAAUGAAACUAAUUGCAUGAUAGUGAAGCACUGUACCAAUCUGUCAUAUGCUUUAUUCAUACAGUACAAUGAUGUAGUUUCAUACAGAGGGGUCAAAUGGUCUACAGGUCUGGUGAUAUCUACUGCUUAUAUAUUGUGAUUGUUAACUAUUUAUACAGUAUAUUUAUAUUUACUCAGUAUUACAUUUCAGUAUAAAGUACAUGUAGAUGUGUUUACAUUCAGGAGUAGAAAAAGACAGGAUGUGAGGUUUUAAAAGAUGCUAGUUGCUGCUGGUAAUCUGUUUUAGGGAUUUUUAGAUUGGUUUAUAGUUGUAAUGAUUAUGUAUCUAUAGCCUGUGAUAUAAUACAUACAACUAUUGUCUAUUCUUAAUCAAUUGGUGUUGUCUCCACCCCAAAUGGAUGAGAUGUGAAAAUCUCUCUAAUCCAAUUAAUUGAAAACGAUUAAAUAAUCCAUAUGAGUAGGUCAAUAAUGAGCAGGGAUGCUAGGAAUAUGUUUAAUGGAUUUUCUGGUCAGAUAAUUUAAGUAACAAAAAAACCCUGUUUAAUACAGUCUUCAACACCAGUGAAUACCGUUAACAUAAACAUACAACUGGUUCAGGUAUACAGAAGUUCAUAAACCAGUGUGUAAUUGUAUCAAUAAAUACACACAACUAGUUCAUAUCUAUUUAAACGUAUUGCUUGGCUAUCUAUAUUGUCGCUGGGGACAUUUUAGCAUUUUAUUUGAAUCAAUAUCAAAGGAAUUUAUUUUCAGUAUUAUUACGUAUCUUACUAUUGAGUGUUUCAUACUGUAUUUUUUAUGGAUGAUUUUCUGAGACUUUCUUACAGUAAAUCAUAGUUCGACUAGCCAAUUGGAUCAAUUUUAAGGUCAGCUAUAAGCAAGGGAUAUGAAUCUUCAUGUACAUAUUUCUUAGACUAUACUUUAGUAAGAACAAAGUCUAUUCAACUAUGUGUUUAUCGUCUUGUGCUUUUUUAUGAAUUAUGUAUGUUUUAGCAAACAAUACCAGGAAUUGUGUUUUAUCAUGCAACAACAUUGACCUCUGUAGACGUUGGUUUUUAAUGAAUAGAUAAUUACGUAUUUUAAAAGUUUCUUAAACCCACUUGUCACUAACAAUGUAACCUUUAUUUAAAACCAAAAAAUAAUGAGACAGAAAAGCAUAACCUUUUAAAAAGUUCUGGUAUAUCCCUCAAAAUAGGAAACUAGAGAGUAUACAGAGUAAACCGUCUCCCUCUCUAGCAUAAAAUACCUCCACCUGAAACAUUCAAUGAAGUCAGUGCCACAGAGUGCAAGCAAAGUUGUUCAUCUCUGUAUUCAUUAAAAGACUGACAGGCACAAGCUGCUUUAUGGAAACAUAUACAGUUUCUGCUUUCACAAUUUCUUUCUACAGAUUGGAUGUGUCUAAACACUGUAAUAUAUUAGAAGUAACUAUACGGGGAGUUUUUAUAAAAAGGUUUUAAAUAAUAUGAAUAGGUUAUGUUUUGAUGUUUUCAUACAAAUCACCUGGAAAACACACUUGUAGUGCCUUAAAAACAAACAGUUAAAAAAAUAAUACUUUGUAAGAUAUUGAUUAUUGCUUUUGUGCUACUGGGGUGUUUUAAUAAAACAUUUGUGGUUGAGUCUGUUUCUUGUUUUGCUUUAUUUUCAAAGAAAUACAAUAGCCGAUGCAACCGUUCAUUUGUGUCAUCAAAA
This is a messenger RNA of Acipenser ruthenus (sterlet), 4016 nucleotides long. RefSeq names its product G-protein coupled receptor 54-like. Gene Ontology annotation, molecular function: G protein-coupled peptide receptor activity. The record is from RefSeq and is a predicted model, not a curated record. Lineage: Eukaryota; Metazoa; Chordata; Actinopteri; Acipenseriformes; Acipenseridae. Gene Ontology annotation, biological process: neuropeptide signaling pathway. The coding region runs from base 10 to 1161 and encodes 383 amino acids. The transcript is spliced from 5 exons. Gene Ontology annotation, cellular component: membrane.